AAAAAAUUAACAAUGAAUUGAAGAGCAAUGACGAGGACCUGAGUACUUCAACUGCUUCGUAUAUAAGGAAUGGAGUGCAUUUUGUAUGGGAUUGUUAGCUCUAAAUAUGGGCCGGCAUCAAGUGGCACUGUGUGUUACCUUGGCGCUUUUCUUGCAGAUUUUCGAGCUUCAUGCGAGCGAAUGUAAUAAAAGAACAACUUUUAUACAAAUAAGAAUACCACAGAAAACAAAUGUAGCCGUAAAGUAUCCAAAAGAAAUAGAUCCUGUACAAUUCGUACCAUUCCCUUAUAAUCCUUCGGGAUCUGGAUGUAUGAAAUGUCAGGGAACGACGUGCACGAAAUGUGUUUACACCAAAAGCUCUCAAACAACUACAAAUGUUCAUGCACGAAAAACAAACAUCAUCAUUGAUAUAAAGGGAACAAAGAGAUUCAAUGAAAGUAUUGCUGAAGCAGACAGUUCGAAUGUUGAUAGUUCGUCUGCUAAAGUAGAUGGAACAAUUGUUGGGAUAUAUGACAAAACAUCGGCUGCUAGCGUGAGUGGUGCUACAGCAAAGUCAAGUGAUAAUGGUAAUUCAUCAGCUGCAGUUGCCUCCGGUACCGCACUAUCACAAAGCGAUAUUCUAGCUGCUAUUGAUGAGGAAGAGAUCAAUAAAAUUGAUGGAAGUAAAUCUCAUGUGGAAGAUGUAUACGUUUUAAGCGAAGACAUUUCUACAGCUAAUGCGAAUAGCACAUCGGCGAGUGAAGGUGAGGUUAAAAACGAAAAUGACACCUCAUCAGCGCUUUCAAAAACAGAUGAAACUCAAUCGUCUACAACAAUUAUUGAAAAGGAUUCAGGCAAUACGGUAACAGUUCCUGCGGACACUGCAAGCGGUGUGACGACCAACGAUUCGAGUCAACCAAGCUCUGGCAAUGAUAGUGCACCACCGGUACCUGAUACAAGCGCUAUUCCUGAAAGCGAUGCCUCAGCCGUUGAUAAAAAACCAGAUAAUACUGGCACAUAAAACACAAACACACAAGUCUCUAAAACUUUCUAAACAGCUCUAUGGAAAUGUUUGUAAAUAAGAAGAUAACCAACAAAACCACGUAGGUAUAUUUCAUAGCCUUGUAACUUAACGAACAAAC
Messenger RNA from Papilio machaon (common yellow swallowtail), 1121 nucleotides. RefSeq lists its product as uncharacterized. The coding region runs from base 86 to 1000 and encodes 304 amino acids. The transcript has 2 exons. Lineage: Eukaryota; Metazoa; Arthropoda; Insecta; Lepidoptera; Papilionidae. The record is from RefSeq and is a predicted model, not a curated record.